AUGGGAAACAAGCUCUCUCGAGGUGCUAAAAAAUCAAAACCACAAGACGAGGUGACAUCAAAAUCUCGAGACGAGUUGCUCUCUGAUGCCUGUGAAGGCGAUAUCAUUGUCCUUGUCAUGGGUACAACAGGUGCUGGAAGGAGCACGCUCAUCAAUUCUUAUCUGAACCGAGAUGUGGCACAAGUUGGCAAUAGCCUCAGGUCAUGCACUUUAGCUCUCAAACCUUUCCCCAUUCCCUGUCCGCAAGAUAUUAGGAGAUGGCUUGUCCUUGUUGAUACCCUGGGCUUCAACAGUUCCGAUCAUGAUGAUACAGAGAUCCUGCGACGUAUGGUUGCAUGGCUAAAAUCUUCCUCUCAUCCCGGAGAGACUUGCGACUACAAAAUCUGA
This is a messenger RNA of Laccaria bicolor S238N-H82, 387 nucleotides long. RefSeq lists its product as uncharacterized. The record is from RefSeq and is a predicted model, not a curated record. Lineage: Eukaryota; Fungi; Basidiomycota; Agaricomycetes; Agaricales; Hydnangiaceae. Gene Ontology annotation, molecular function: GTP binding. The coding region runs from base 1 to 387 and encodes 128 amino acids. The transcript is spliced from 4 exons.